This is a messenger RNA of Pieris macdunnoughi, 1599 nucleotides long. The record is from the annotation of a GenBank genome assembly. NCBI's taxonomy places the organism in Eukaryota, Metazoa, Arthropoda, Insecta, Lepidoptera, Pieridae.
AUGGACAAGAAAGAAAUCAAUUUGGACUCGGUAUUGGAGAGUCUGGGACCGUACGGACGUUACAAUCUAUUGAAUUUCGUCCUUUUACUAUUCCCAGUACUGCUGAGUGCGUUCUAUGAGUGCGGCUUCAUAUUUGAGGCACAGGAACAAAUCUACCGGUGCAAAGUAGAUGGCUGUGAAAACACGUUCAACGACACAUCCUGGCUGCAGUACGCUAUACCGAGGGACAAUAACAAGGAAAGACCCGAGUCCUGUAAAAGAUAUGCCCCAUACACUACCAUAGAACAUUGCACACCAGAUGAAUUCAGUAAUAGAACCAUACCGUGUGAUAGCUAUGUGUAUGAGUUUAAUGGAUCUUUAGUUGAAGAGUUCGACCUAGGUUGCCAAGAAUGGAAGCGAGCACUAGUAGGAACCGUCCACAACAGCGGAAUGUUUGUGGCUAUGUUGUUUACUGGGAUUCUCUCCGACCGGUUCGGAAGGAAGGCUGCAGUGGGUCUUGCAGCAACAGCGAGUUGCCUCUUCGGGAUACUUAGAGCUUUCUCACCCAAUUACGCCAUGUAUAUGGCAAUGCAUUUCUUUGAAGCUGCAUUUGGGGGCGGGUUGUAUCCGUCCGCCUAUGUCUUAGCUGUCGAGCUGGUUGGUCUCAAGCAGCGUGUGAUUGUCUCCGCCAUGUGCAAUAUGGCCUUUGUCGUCGGUGUCGUCCUCCUUGCUCUUUUGGCAUGGUUCGUUAACAAUUGGAGAACCUACAUUCUCAUACUCUACAGCCCAGCCAUCAUUGUUGGAUUGUACGUGUGGCUGAUGAACGAGAGCGCCAGAUGGCUGCUUAGCAAAGGCAGAAAGGAAGAUGCCAUUAAAACCUUAAAAAGAGCAGCGAAAUUGAACAAUAUGGACCCUGCUAAAUUAGAUUUGGAUGCACUGAGCGAUCCCUUACUAAAGAAUGACGUGACCCCAGACAAAAAGUCUCAAUUCUCAAAAGCGAUACGUUCUAGUAUCAUUUGGAAGCGUUUAGUUGUGUGUUCGUUUUUGUGGUUAACAUGUUCAUUGGUAUAUUACGGGCUCUCGAUAAACUCAGUGUCGCUAAGUGAUAACAAAUACGUAAGUUUUAUGCUGGUGACGGUUGUAGAAAUUCCUGCGUAUAUAAUAGUAGUGAUAGUGUUGGACAAGUAUGGCAGGAAAAAGACGAUGGUGGUUAAUUACAUGACGUGUGCGGUUACCAGUUUGCUGUUCGCUUUCUUACCUAAAGGUAACUGGUACUCAAUAGUCCUAUAUCUAAUCGGCAAGUGGAGCGUCACUCUCACAUACAGCUCAGUCUACAUCUACGUGUCUGAAGUAUUUCCCACUAACAUGCGGCAGAUGUUGCUAAGCAUUUGCUCUACCUCUGGGAGGAUAGGAUCUCUCAUUGCACCAUUGACGCCUUUGCUGUCACACUACCACAAAUCCAUGCCAACAGUGAUUUUCGGAGGCAUGUGCAUCAUAUGCACCAUGCUAGUUUUUCUUCUUCCGGAGACACGAAACAUACGUCUACCAGACACCAUUGAGGAAGCUGAAGAAUUGUCUAGGAAAAAGAGAAAAGCCGAACCUUUGACUGACAUAAAGUGA